Messenger RNA from Tigriopus californicus, 5875 nucleotides. RefSeq names its product sodium/potassium/calcium exchanger Nckx30C-like. The record is from RefSeq and is a predicted model, not a curated record. The coding region runs from base 1484 to 3703 and encodes 739 amino acids. NCBI's taxonomy places the organism in Eukaryota, Metazoa, Arthropoda, Copepoda, Harpacticoida, Harpacticidae. Gene Ontology annotation, cellular component: membrane. Gene Ontology annotation, molecular function: calcium, potassium:sodium antiporter activity; calcium channel activity. The transcript has 10 exons. Gene Ontology annotation, biological process: calcium ion transmembrane transport; intracellular calcium ion homeostasis.
UGUUUUUUUUCUAUUUCGAACCAAUACCCUCUGUCCCGUCCAGGCCUAGUUCCAGAGCCAUCAACGUCUGUCGUCGUCGCCCUUGCAUGUUCAAGGGCUUGACUUACUGCAAUUGCCUUCAAAGUACCUCAUGCAUGACAAUUUUUGGCAUGUUGGGCCACACCACACCACGCCACGCCACACUAACACAUCCAAUGUUUCAGCGGGUUUUCUGAGUUUACCCUAACUAGUGCGCCAAGAAACCCCUUAACCCGUCGUCAGCCUUGAAGAGAGAAAAGGAAAGAGGAAAGCUGGUUCGGACUUGAAUGCCUUUGACUACUUGGAAGUUCCGAACCGCGAGCACUACAUACAUGCAAGCCCACGUGGAGGGAACGUGGGAACGUACCGAACGCACACUCACGAGCAGAAAGACCGAGAGAGGAUCGAGCGGGAUCGAGAAUUAGGCAGAGGCGAGGACUGAGGAAAUGAAAGGAGAGGGUGGAACACUCGCUACUUUGGCACCACAACAACGAAAAGGAAAGAAGGAUUCGAGUGUAUUGGGCUUGAAAAAGCAAAGCCCCGAAGUCGAAGUCAGUACAAGGCCACUGAAAGAGGGCGAGGGCGACUCAAUGACCAAACAUGGAAAGCGAGCCCUAACCAAAGUGUAACCAUCGCGGCGGGCCUCCCUAAGGCUGCUCAGGAGGGAAGGAGCCGAGGAACCGAGACGCCUAGCGAAGAUCACAAGAGAUGUAGACAGGCCUAGUGUCUACGUCCUUCUCUUAAAAAAAGCAGCCUUCUUGUUAUUCCUCUCCAUAGUUGAGCCAUCAGCUGUAGCACAACUCGCUCGUUGGGAGGAAUUUUUCAUCCUUGUGCCCAAGAUAGCAGGAACCAAAUGGUGAGACCGAGGGAAAAGGAGCCAGCUUGUGUAAGCGUGGCGUUGGUGGGAUGAAUCCAACGGCCUUCAGAGGCCGAAGUGGAGCAACCGCCAGCUAGUGCAGGGGCCCUUGUGAUAAGAAUAAGUGAGAGGGUCUCACUCACUUACUUAAGCACGACGCACACGAGGCACGGAAAAAACGGGCCAGAGUUGUUGUCGUGGUGGGGGUGGCUGCCACCGUCAAAGAGGAAAGAGGGCAUGGGACUACCAUUUCCAGUAAUCUCUCUUGCGCGUUUCUUGGCCCCUAACUGCGAGUCUCUGGCAGAGUGGUGGUCUGAAUGGAAACCAGCACUUGGAGCUCGGUGGGCCGUCUAGGACAUAGAGAGCGAUGAUGUUUAAGGUGGUCGAUGAGACAGAGUGUCGAGCUUGCGACAGCUCAACUUUUGCGUGCAAGGAGUUUCGUUCGAAGGUGAUGUCAACAAACUCGGUCACAGUGUGAUUAACCCGGAGACCAACAAAGUAUUCAUUCAACAAAUCAUUGGCCAUGAUCAACCGUUGAGCUCAAAACAGUUUGGAAUAGUGUGAAAACAUUUUCUACUAGCCCUUUGGAAUUGAUCAUAGUGAAAGGAUAUGGCCAUAAGCAAGACCAUGAAGCAAAGAAGAAGGUUCCAUUGUGGUGGAACCUGGAAGAACCCCGAGCGUCUAGCUCAAUAUGUGGCCCUCUGCAUUUUGUACUUCCUGGGGCUUUUGGCAUUCCAAAGGUUCACAGGUCUUCUCGGUCCCUCUGGGCCAAUCAAGAUUGCUCCCAUCAAGCUCCCGGACAGCCAUGUGUACUCCAGUGAUGAUGUUCGGGAGUAUCUCUACCUCAGCCAGGCCGAGAUUCAACCUAGUCCUCUCUUCAGACAUCUAUUGGCCGAAGUCCAGAACAAGUCAGGCACUGAGAAAGAUGCCCCGCCAGACCCGUUCUUUCCACCAGAUAUCUUUACCAUGGAACAGAAGCGCAGUGGUGCUGUUGCUCUUCAUAUUCUUGGUUUGAUCUACAUGUUUGCAGCCUUGGCCAUUGUGUGUGAUGAAUUCUUUGUACCUUCCCUUGAUGUCAUUAUCGAUGUCAUUGGUUGCUCUGAGGACGUGGCCGGUGCCACUUUCAUGGCUGCAGGAGGUUCGGCACCCGAGUUGUUCACCUCCAUCAUUGGGGUGUUCAUUGCCUUCUCUGACGUGGGCAUUGGAACGAUCGUUGGCUCGGCCGUCUUCAACAUUCUCUUUGUGAUUGGCAUGUGUGCCCUCUUUUCUAAAACGAUUCUUCACCUCACGUGGUGGCCUCUCUUCAGGGACUGCACCUUUUACAGCAUAUCUCUAAUUGCCUUGAUCGGCUUCUUCCUGGAUGAGAAGAUCGAAUGGUAUGAGGCAGCUCUUCUACUUCUUAUCUACGCUUGUUAUGUCAUCUUCAUGAAGUUCAAUCCAAACACUGAGCGUUUUGUCAAGAAAAUCCUCUUCAAGAACAAAGUGACCCGGGUCUGCAGUACUGAUCACCUGGUGCCAAAUGAUGUGGAUUUUCUUGACUUUGGCGAAGGCGUCCCCGUUAGUGAUCACUUCCAAUGCAAAACCAGCACUACCUACUUUCAGUCCCAGUCUGCAAACACAGUCCUCGUUGCAAAACGUCAAGAAACCUCGUCGUCCACAGUUCAUGUUAUGCUCUAUCGGGGAUCAAUAUGCGGGACAAAGUCAGGAUAUUGCGAUGAAUUGUGCCAGGCUGGGGUGACAGGUGCUGCCAUGUCCGGUGUAGUGGCCGGGGAAGGAGCCCGCACGAGUAUCCCUGUCCUUCAUUCUGGCACCCAUUUUCGACACGGAUUACUGCAACUCAUGAUCCACACCAUCGAUCCCCUCCAUGACGGUAAAGUCGACGAGAAGGCCACCCAGUUGCACGCGAUAGCUUCGCUCAAAGUUCUUUUGGACGCCACGAAACCACAAGAUGGCCUCAACGGAAACGCUACCAAUGGCGACCAAACCCAUGAUUCGGGAAGAGCCAGUCAAGGAACAGAGGUUACUCACGUGGAUGCUUUCACCAAUGCCGACCAAUUGUCCCAAACGGGUCGGCUAAAUGGAAUCAAUAUGACCUCCGCGUCAAAUAUCUCUACCGUCCAACAAACCAAUGAUGAGGUUCGUAUCCAGGCCGCAUUGGCAGCCGGAGAUCCUCCCCCCUCAGAUCAAGGUGGCAUGAAUCUUGAUGAAGUUCAACCUGAACCCCUUGAUAUGUCAUUUCCUCGUCACGGUCUGCAAAAACAGUGCACCUACCUUCUUCUCUUCCCCAUAAUUUUCCCACUCUGGCUGACCUUACCGGACACGAGAAACCCACGAGCACGGAAAUUUUUUCCCAUUACGUUUAUCGGGAGCAUCCUGUGGAUCGCUAUCUUCUCAUACAUGAUGGUCUGGUGGGCAACGUAUGCUGGAGAUGUCUUCAAUAUUCCUCCUCCAGUCAUGGGUCUGACAUUCUUGGCCGCUGGCACUUCAAUCCCAGACCUUAUCACCAGUGUGAUCGUGGCACGCAAGGGAUUUGGAGACAUGGCCGUAUCCUCCUCGGUGGGAUCCAACAUUUUUGAUGUCACAGUCGGAUUACCAUUUCCUUGGCUUCUCUUCACGAUCGUGUUUGGCAAGCCCGUUCCAGUUUCGGCUACCGGCAUGGUGUGUUCCAUUGCCAUUCUCUUUGGCAUGUUGAUGCUGGUCUUCUUCUCCAUCUUGGUCUUUAACUGGAAGAUGACCAAGGGCAUGGGCUUCUCCAUGUUCGUCUUCUACUUCAUUUUCGUGGCCGUGUCGCUUGGAUUUGAGUACGAUUUUUACGAUUGCCCGAUGUAAUUUGGCUCCCGUUCGGAGAACACUCUGGAUGGACACAACAACACGACGGAAAAGGCUGGGGAAAGUCCGAUUUUUAAAUAUCCCGCGGAAACCAAACCAUGCACCUCAACAGCAACCUUGCACAAGAAAAAAAUCCCUAAACACAUACGAAUUCUGAAGAAAAGAAUGAUUAUUGUAGUGCACUUUGCACACUAAGAGAUACUCACACUCACUAACUUAGUCACACAACGACGAUGCCGUUGCUCUCAUGUUACAUGAAUACUCAGUAGGUAAUCAAUAAGUCAUUCCAGCUCUAGAAUAUCGCCAUCGGAUGUGUGAACACACGUGGUAUGGAGUGAGAGGGUCUGGCGUUCCAAAACCAAGGCCAUGUUUCAAAGAGCUGUACUCUCUUCGACAAAGACCAUGUAAUUUUGGGGACAAUCUAGAAGAGACUAGCUUUUUUCUUUCUUACUAGACAAUUUGAAGAUUUGCUCACAAAACUAGCGAAAUCGAUUGGAGUUUCGACCGGCCACCAGAAAGGGGUGUGUAACUUUUUGCAAUGAAUGCGUUUGUAAGCCCGACAAGCAGUGCCUCAGUCAUCAGACAAAUGGAGCCGAGUCACUGAGUCAUUGUGUAAACAGCCAUCCAUGAUCCAUUUGUCAUGGCGGCUGUUGACCAGACACUUUCUUGUCUCAAUUCUCACGCUUCGCUAAAUUAAAGAGAUGUGACAGAUUUUCAAGACACGUUUUGGAGGAUUUCAUGCGACAAAGCUUCUCCUUACAUAUUCAACUCAAACUACUAUUUCAGUACAUUAGGCUGGCAAAUUCGCUGUUGGACUGUGGACAAGUUCGUAGAGGAUGGCCUCGAAAACAUUUGUCACUUGAUUUUGACAAGUUUCCAAUUACCAAACAAAAUUCCUCAUCAAAUCAUCAAGGCAGUGAAUGAGUCUAGAGCUAGAAAGUAGAUUCGACAGCAAUAAUAGCAAUGAUCAUCGUCAAAGUACUCUAACUGAAAGCAAUCUUUUUGUUCGUUUUUGCCAUCCGAGAAAGAUCACAUGCUCUUCCGCUUUGGAAUCUCUGGAAUUUCUGGAAUCCCAUGUCUUCUCCCAAGAUACACCCUAGUCAACCCCCUCAUCUUUGAAGGACAAACUGCCCCUUGCGGCAUUGCUUUCGACGGAAUUGUGGAUUUUUUCCCCUCAGUCACACUUACCUAAAACACACUAAUUAAUCCAAGUAUGGCCUCUCUAUCUCUCUGAAGACAUGAGGAGGAAAACGUACAAUUCUCAGUGUUUGAACUCAUUUCUUUCCUUGACUUGAUGGCUAACAAAUUUCUAGCCAUUCUUGACCUCUUUCUCCUUGUUGACUAAAUUUAUUGAUUGAAUGCCCCUCUUUGGGUUUUGUUGCCAGUACUGGACGUUCUGUGACCCUUCCAGCACAAGCGUUAUUCAUGAUAGAAGCAUUUCUUCUUUCAUCAUGACUCCGCCACUUUUAGCGUAAUAAUUAAUAUUCCUCGAGAUUCCGUUGGCAACCAAUGCUUUCUUCAGCCAUCCAAUAUGAGACACUCUAUUCAAGUAUCUUAUUUUGUCCGCCCUACUCUUGGUCUGAUUUGAAUGGUUCUCUAACAAAGUAACAAAUACCACCACUAACUAUGUACAUUGUCAGAUGUCCUUUCGAUUCUUUUCCAUCUCCCUCUGUCUCUCUCUUUUUGCCUCCCUUUUCUCCGUCUCUUUUCGCUUUCUUUGGCUUUUUUCUUCCAAAUGAUCAUCUGCCGAAGAGACUUUAGUAAUUAUCUUGAAAUGCCACUUAUAAAAGAGGAAGUCAUUUGGACUGGAAAAAAAAUGCUUUGCUGAAUUGGUGCAAAUUAACGACUUUGAAAUUAAUUACGGUUCUUAGGGCUAACAAAAAUAUCUAGCAUUCUCAACAGCUCUACACUAGUUCUCACUAGAUCUCACACAAUACUCUUUUAUCAUUGCUGCGAAUCCUACUAUUGUCACUAUCAUUAGUACUGUACCAAUCAACUCUAUUGUAGUUCGUUAUUUACGAUGAUCGAAUCACAGUGCAUUCAGUUCGGAGUAGAGCAAAAUUUAUUUUUCUAGACAUGCUUGCAAGGAAAAAGGCUUCAUUUGAGUUGAACAAAUUGAUUCUCGCAUCCAUUGGACUCAAAGCCAAAGACGCAAUCUUGUAUCUCUCGUAG